This is a messenger RNA of Aspergillus japonicus CBS 114.51, 375 nucleotides long. RefSeq lists its product as uncharacterized. The record is from RefSeq and is a predicted model, not a curated record. The transcript has 3 exons. Lineage: Eukaryota; Fungi; Ascomycota; Eurotiomycetes; Eurotiales; Aspergillaceae. The coding region runs from base 1 to 375 and encodes 124 amino acids.
AUGCACCUCUAUUUCAGGACGCAUGCCACGGACUCUCUAUGGAUAAGCUACACUACUCAGGCCAAACAAUACUACUUCAUUGGUGGUAAGCAAUAUGCCUCCCGAUCCGAGUCUGCCGUAACGGCCCGCCUACAGAGUCAACGAAUCCCGAUUCCGUCCUUCACUGGGUGGUUCCCAGGGCAGACCUGGAGUGAAUUCGUGGGCGAGAUCCUGGCCAUCAUGCUGGGCCAGCUUGCCUGUAACUUCCGUCAUGAGGUGCAGGACCAGGAGGGUCUUCCUUGUCGGGUUCUUCGGCUGCCAGAUCUUCAUUGCCCGGGGAUUCUUUCCUCUGAGCCAGAUCCAACGGGUACAUGCGAAGGGCUGUUCGGCAGCUGA